AGUCGGCAGCGGCAGCGUCGUCGUGCCGAGCGUCUUCAGCAGGAUGCACCGAGCGUGAGUGGGCGUCAUGGAUGUGCCGUCGCUUCUCUGAAACUCCACUUCCACCGACCACACUUGCUUCAGUCACUCGCCGCCACAAUGCCGUUCCUUCCGGUCAAGUUCACCCUGCAGAAGCGGGUGAAGCUUGCUCAAGGGCUGUGGAUGCUCUACUGGCUGUCGGUCAUCGUCGGCAUCCUGGUGUUCAGCCUGGGCAUCUUCUUCAAGGUGGAACUGCGGAAGAGGAGCGAGCUGAUGGACAACAACGAGAGCCACCUGGUGCCCAACCUGCUGAUCCUGGCGGGGGCGCUGGCCUGCGGCGUCAACGCUCUGGGCGGCAAGGUUUGCCAUGACUCGCUGGACCCCGGGCGGUACACCCGCUGGAAGCCUGUGCUCAAGCCCUACCUGCUGGGCUGCUGUGCGUUCAACCUGCUCCUCCUGCUGGUGGCGCUGCUGUGCUUCCUCAUGCAGUUCGCCGUCUACCUGACGCUGGCCGAGGGCCUGAGGAACGGGAUCCGCUUCUACAAGGACACCGACACGCCAGGACGCUGCUUCAUGAAGAGGACUCUGGAUUUGACUCAGAUCGAGUUCCGUUGCUGUGGCAACAACAACUUCCGGGACUGGUUUGAGAUCCAGUGGAUCAGCAACCGCUACCUGGACAUGAGCAGCGACCAGAUCAAAGACCGCGUCCUCAGUAACGUGGAGGGGAAGUUCUUGAUGGACAGUGUCCCCUUCAGCUGCUGCAACCCCGGCUCGCCCCGACCCUGCAUCCAGCACCACCUGACCAACAACACGGCCCACUACGACUACGACCACCGGACAGAGGAGCUCAACAUCUGGACACGAGGCUGCAGGGAGGCGCUCUUCUCCUACUACAGUGGCAUGAUGAACGGCAUCGGGGCCCUCAUCAUCGCCACCAUCCUGCUGGAGUCUGCAGACAUGGCAGGGCUCCGGUACCUCACCACGGCUCUGGAGUCGAUGUCGGACCCCGAGAGUCCAGAGUGCGAGAGCGAAGGCUGGCUGCUGGACAAAGGAGUGAAGGAAACGUUUGCUGACCUUCUGGUCAAGAUCAAGACACUUGGGAAAGGCAACCAGGUGGAGGAAGGGGCUGAGGAGGCCAGCUAAAGCUCCGGGGCCCCGAAGAACUGAGACCCUCCCACACACUCAAGCGCACACGCGAGACGUCCCUUCCAUGCAACUGUGAAUAUACUGCUGUAAAUACAAUGAACAGAUUUUAUUUUUAACUUUAAAUGAUCUUUUCUCACCCUUUGGUCGUCCCUCCGAAUCAAGCAGAGAAUCAGGGACCGUGUCGGGCUGUGAGCAGGAUGUUAGUUAAUCCAGAUGAUGAUGUGCUGUAGUGCGGAUUUUCCAGUCGCCGUCAUGUUUUGUUGUGUAACACUGAUAAAGACGAUGCUACACUG
Molecule: messenger RNA, 1457 nt
Organism: Synchiropus splendidus (mandarinfish)
Lineage: Eukaryota; Metazoa; Chordata; Actinopteri; Syngnathiformes; Callionymidae
Gene: prph2b
Product: peripherin 2b (retinal degeneration, slow)
Exons: 3
Coding region: 139-1161 (340 amino acids)
Biological process (GO): visual perception
Cellular component (GO): membrane
Source: RefSeq, a predicted model, not a curated record